CUGGCUUUUUCAACAAGUCCGGGCCCACGCGGCGGCGGACUGACGCGGACGCUCCGUCUUCCGGUGGCGGCGCGGGAGCUUUUCCGGUAGGGUUAGAGUCGGGAGCCGGCGGAGAAAUUCCCCUCCGCCCAAACUUGAAACCGCAAAACCCACCGAUGCCGCGCCCAAAGCGCCCGCCGCCUGGCUUUUUCGAUGAGUCCAGGCACAAGCGGCGGCCGACGGCGGCGGACGCGGGCGCUCCGUCUUCCGGUGGCGCCGCGGGAGGAGCGGGCAGCUGCUGCGAUCUCAGCCGCGCGUUCGGGCGCUGCCGCGCGCUCCUGGACGACCUGCUGCGGCACGACGACGGGUGGGUAUUCGAGGCCCCCGUGGACGCGCGCGCCCUCGGCCUCCGCGACUACUACACCGUCAUCGCCGACCCCAUGGACCUCGGUACCGUGCUCCGCCGCCUCGAGCGCCGCCGCUACGCCGACCCGUCCGCGUUCGCCGCCGACGUCCGCCUGACGUUCCGCAACGCCAUGUCCUACAACAACCAGGGCGACCCCGUGUACGAGAGCGCCGCCGAGCUCUCCGGGAUAUUCGAGGACGGCUGGGCCUCCAUCCAAACAGAGCUCCUGCCCCCGCCGCCGACGGACGCCGAGCGCAAGGUGAGGUUCAACGACGAUCUGACGGGGCUGCCGGUGGCCGCGCAGCGGACCGUGGCCGGGGUCCUGAAGAACCGGGGUGCGUGCCUGGUGGAGAAGAAUGGGAAAGUGGAGGUCGAUCUGGGCAAGGUGGAUGCCGCGACGUUGGAUGAGCUCGGUCGACUGGUCGCAAAGCAUCGCGCCACUGGCACUGACGUGGAUGCCCGGAGCCCCCGAUCCAGUUUGCAGGAUCCAUGAGCGCUGCCAAUCUGAAGAACCAACCCCCAAUAGGUGAUGCAUGGUUUUACCUGAGUAGCCUACUGCAUUGAUCUAGCUGCUUCCAAUAUAGCACUGGUCAUGCUGUCAUGCUGUAGUCCCAAAUUCUGGUGGCUUGGACUCGACUUGAACGCACCUUGUCAUAGUUAUUACUGAUCGUGCAUUUUGGGGGUUUUCAUUGGAUUACCCUGUGGUAAAAAUGUUACCUUUUGUAUUGAUGGAGGUGCCUUGCUAGCUGUUGUAUGUGCAUAAUUGAGUGUUCUGAUCCUAAAAUACUUUGGGGAUCAGGCGGAGGAAUGGGAAGGAAAAUCAAAGAUUUGCUUAAUUAUAAGAUGUAUGUGAAGUACAUCGGUGUAAUAUUUCUCGUGUAUGAGGUAUUUGUAAUUUGUCCAUUGUGGUCUAUAGACUGGUGAUUAGUAGAGCAGAAAGUAAUUCUUGCAUAUAAAUGAUAUGCUAGUAUACAUCUUUGACCAAAAGAUGUGCCACUGAAA
This is a messenger RNA of Panicum virgatum (switchgrass), 1387 nucleotides long. RefSeq names its product transcription factor GTE3, chloroplastic-like. The coding region runs from base 156 to 878 and encodes 240 amino acids. The transcript has 2 exons. Lineage: Eukaryota; Viridiplantae; Streptophyta; Magnoliopsida; Poales; Poaceae. The record is from RefSeq and is a predicted model, not a curated record. Gene Ontology annotation, molecular function: protein binding.